ACACCUCUCCCUCUCUCUCUUUUAGCCUUCCCAGGGUUCACCGAGCGCGGCGGCGUGGCCCCACCCCAAUGUAGGCUCCUGCCCUCGGACAACGGAGACCACGGGAAUAUCAGAGUACUCUCCGAGGACAAGUAGGAGAAGAAGAAGACGAACCCGCAUCCUUUUGGCCGCCUUUUUUCGCCUCCCAGCAGCGUGGCGGCCUCGGUGCUAGCUCCGCUAAGCUAGCUGUGUGCUGGUGAUUUCCACGCAAAUGUGCGCGUGCACGAUUCCACGCCGGCAUGCCGUGCGCGUGUACGUGUAGUGCGCGUGCACGCCCGGGCCUCAGAUCACUCUUUUUGCGUGCCUCAAAAACAACAAACCUCCAUUUUUCUCCUGUAAUUGUCCCUCGUAUUCGGCUUCCUGUCUCGGCCAGGGUGGCGCCGAGGACACGACAAGUAUUUUAUGGCGAGGAGAAGCACGCAAAAGCCCGAUAAGUUGGCUGUGAAAGGAGGCCGGAAGUGUCACACAUGUUAGUACUUCACUUCCUGGACGGGGCCGACGUCAACUUGGAAAUGUUCCUGACCGAAGCUUGGAACCCAGCCGGGUGAGCCGAGUUCUGCGCCCUGUCGCCGGCCACAGUCACACGCCAGCCCUUCCCCUUAGACUACUAGUCAAUCUGGACCAGCCCUGCCACGGGUUUUCCUGCUAGGACCAGGACCACGGUCUGAGUGAACCCUCUUCCCGGUCCACUAGUUGCAUUUCCCACCACUUAGCCUCCCCGUUUGGAACCCAUUUAGGACUACUAGUAAAUCUGGACCAGACCUGAUACAGUUUUUCCUGCUAGGACCAGGACCACGGUCUGAGUGAACCCUCUUCCCGGUCCACUAGUUGCAUUUCCCACCACUUAGCCUCCCCGUUUGGAACCCAUUUAGGACUACUAGUCAAUCUGGACCAGACCUGAUACGGUUUUUCCUGCUAGGACCAGGACCACGGUCUGAGUGAACCCUCUUCCCGGUCCACCUGUUGCAUUUCCCACCACUUAGGACUACUAGUCAAUCUGGACCAGCCCUGGUACGUUUUUUCCUGCUAGGACCCUUACCCCGGUCUUAGUGAACCCUUUUCCUGGUCCACUUUUUGCACCUAGUCUCCCUGUUCGGAAGCCACUUAGGACUACUAGUCAACCUGGACCAGCCCUGCCACAGUUUUUACUGCUAGGACCAGGGCCAUGUUCUGAGUGAACCCUCUUCCCGGUCCACUAGUUGCAUUUGCCACCACUUAGCCUCCCCGUUUGGAACCCACUUAGGACUACUAGUCAAUCUGGACCAGCCCUGGUACGGUUUUUCCUGCUAGGACCCGGACCCGGACCCCUGUCUGAGUGAACCCUCUUCCCAGUCCACUUGUUGCAUUUGCCACCACCUAGCCUCCCCGUUUGGAAGCCACUUAGGACUACUAGUCAAUCUGGACCAGCCCUGGUACGUUUUUUCCUGCUAGGACCCGGACCCCGGUCUGAGUGAACCCUCUUCCCAGUUCACUUGUUGCAUUUUCCACCCCCUAGCCUCUUCCUUUAUCCCGUUUGGAAGCUCCCUCCUUUGCUUUGCCCCUGCGGGAAGAUGGGUUGUUUGGGCAACAGUAAGACCGAAGACCAGAGAAACGAGGAGAAGGCCCAGAGAGAAGCGAACAAAAAGAUCGAAAAGCAGCUCCAGAAAGACAAACAAAUCUACAGAGCGACACACCGACUGCUGCUUUUAGGAGCUGGAGAGUCCGGGAAGAGCACAAUCGUGAAACAGAUGAGGAUCCUCCACGUCAACGGCUUCAAUGCAGAAGAGAAGAAGCAGAAAAUCCAGGACAUCAAAAACAAUAUCAAAGAGGCCAUUGAGACCAUAGUCACAGCCAUGAGUACCCUGACGCCUCCUGUGCAGUUAGCGUCUCCAGAAAACCAGCACCGCAUUGAGUAUGUCCUAAACCUGGUCAACCAAAAGGACUUUGACUUUCCGUCUGAGUUCUACGAGCAUGCCAAGACUCUGUGGCAGGACGAGGGCGUCAAGGUGUGCUACGAGAGAUCCAACGAGUACCAGCUCAUCGACUGUGCACAGUACUUCCUGGACAAGAUGGACAUUGUGAGGCAGAGCGACUACACGCCCUCAGAUCAGGAUUUGCUGCGGUGCAGAGUCCUGACUUCAGGGAUCUUUGAGACCAGAUUCCAAGUGGACAAAGUCAAUUUCCACAUGUUUGACGUGGGCGGCCAGCGAGACGAACGCAGGAAGUGGAUCCAGUGCUUUAACGACGUGACGGCCAUCAUUUUCGUGGUGGCCAGCAGCAGCUACAACAUGGUGAUCAGAGAGGACAACCAGACCAACCGUUUACAGGAAGCCCUCAACCUCUUCAAGAACAUCUGGAACAACAGGUGGCUGCGAACCAUUUCAGUCAUCUUGUUCCUCAACAAGCAGGACCUGCUGGCAGACAAAGUGCUGGCAGGAAAGUCCAAAAUCGAGGAGUACUUUCCAGAGUUUGCUCGCUACACAACACCCGAUGACGCGACACCAGAAGCUGGAGAAGAUCCUCGGGUCACAAGAGCAAAGUACUUCAUCAGAGACGAGUUCUUGAGGAUCAGCACAGCGAGCGGUGACGGCCGCCAUUACUGCUACCCACACUUCACCUGUGCUGUGGACACGGAAAACAUCCGCCGCGUCUUCAACGACUGUAGGGACAUCAUCCAGAGGAUGCACCUGCGACAGUAUGAGCUCUUGUGAUUGGACCUCACCUACGCCACACUAUGAGCUCUCCUGAUUGGACCUCACCUACACCACAGUAUGAGCUCUCCUGAUUGGACCUCACCUACAGGACAAUAUGAGCUCUCUUGAUUGUACGUCACCUACAGGACAAUAUGAGCUCUCCUGAUUGGACCUCACUUACAGGACAAUAUGAGCUCUCUUGAUUGGAUGUCACCUACAGGACAAUAUGAGCUCUCUUGAUUGGACGUCACCUACAAGACAAUAUGAGCUCUCUUGAUUGGACGUCACCUACAGGACAAUAUGAGUUCUCUUGAUUGGACGUCACCUACAGGACAAUAUGAGUUCUCUUGAUUGGACGUCACCUACAAGACAAUAUGAGUUCUCUUGAUUGGACCUCACCUACAGGACAAUAUGAGUUCUCUUGAUUGGACGUCACCUACAAGACAAUAUGAGCUCUCGUGAUUGGACCUCACCGACAGGACAGUAUGAUCUCUCUAGAUUGGACGUCACCUAUGCCACAGACGCAGUAUGAGCUCUCUUCAUUGGACCUCACCGACAGGACAAUAUGAGUUCUCUUGAUUGGACGUCACCGACAGGACAAUAUGAGCUCUUGUGAUUGGACGUCACCUACAGGACCGUAUGAGCUCUCGUGAUUGGACCUCACCGACAGGACAGUAUGAUCUCUCUAGAUUGGACGUCACCUAUGCCACAGACGCAGUAUGAGCUCUCUUCAUUGGACCUCACCGACAGGACAAUAUGAGUUCUCUUGAUUGGACGUCACCUACAGGACCGUAUGAGCUCUCGUGAUUGGACGUCACCUACAGGACCGUAUGAGCUCUUGUGAUUGGACGUCACCUACAGGACAAUAUGAGUUCUUUUGAUUGGACGUCACCUACAGGACCGUAUGAGCUCUUGUGAUUGGACGUCACUUACAGGACCGUAUGAGCUCUCGUGAUCGGACGCAAAGAGAUUUUGGCCAAAAAGACCCAAAAAAAGAAUUAAAAAAAAGUAGAACAAACUUGGGAACAGUCUUGGAACUCUUCCAUGGACAUGCCAAAAAGACACUUUGGGAUGGACACACAGACACACACACACACACACACACACACGCACACACACGCACACACACAAUGCCAAUUUACCCUUGCUGCUAAGUCCACUGUGAUGGGUGUGUCUGAGGGGGCGUGGCCACUGCUCUGUCACACAUGUUCUUCCUGUAGGAGUGGCUCCAUGACAAAACAUGUGAUGUCACCGUUGGACUGCAAGCAAGAUGACACACGCACACACACACACACACACACACACACACACACACACACACACACCAGUCCUUCCUAUGACAUUUGCAUAUCAGGAUAAUCGUUAAAAAAUCACAUCAAACGUGCGUUUACUGGAUUGGGCAUAAACAUCAAACAUAUCCAUGUUUUUUCUUGUUGCUUUAAGAUGAAACACUCAAACUUUUGGAAAAGAAAAAAGGAGUGUGGGUUUGUUGAGUUAAUUUGUAAGAGGAAGAAUUCCCAGUUGUUUAGGUGAACUUGUCCUUGGUUGUUGUGUCAGCUCUGGUUCUUGUACAGAGUGUGUGCCUUCACCACUCUACGUGUGUAACCAGCUCAAGUUCUGCGCUGUAUUUCACUAGCUGGGUCAAUGAUUUCUUCUUUCUUCCUCGGCAUCAUUUACAUUUCUAUUUUUGGAUCAUAUUUCCCCUCAAGAGGCUGAAUACACGACAUGUAUAUGGCUUUGAAGAGAAAGUAUUUUACUAGGAAUCCAAUUGUACACGCGACAAGUGUGCUUCUAAGUUAAACUCCUUCAACUCAA
Molecule: messenger RNA, 4526 nt
Organism: Nerophis ophidion (straightnose pipefish)
Lineage: Eukaryota; Metazoa; Chordata; Actinopteri; Syngnathiformes; Syngnathidae
Gene: gnas
Product: GNAS complex locus
Exons: 12
Coding region: 1590-2729 (379 amino acids)
Biological process (GO): sensory perception of chemical stimulus; adenylate cyclase-activating dopamine receptor signaling pathway
Cellular component (GO): heterotrimeric G-protein complex
Molecular function (GO): beta-2 adrenergic receptor binding; ionotropic glutamate receptor binding; GTP binding
Source: RefSeq, a predicted model, not a curated record